Oppiella nova is the source of this 2306-nucleotide messenger RNA. The record is from the annotation of a GenBank genome assembly. Lineage: Eukaryota; Metazoa; Arthropoda; Arachnida; Sarcoptiformes; Oppiidae.
AAUUUCACUCACUAUUUGGAUGUAUUAGAUCAUAAUUUUCAUAAUCGAUAAUUUCUUUUAUCGUAAUGUUAUAUUUAAUAAGAAUAAUUUUCGUAUUGUUAUUAUAAUUAUUGUAUGCCUUACAUAUUUAGCAACUAGUUCUAAAUUUAUAUUCAAUUUCGUAUCAAACAAAGCAAAUAAUAAUGACUUUAUUGAGUGAAAUAUUGUCGCAUAAAAAUCGAUUCCUAAAAACUAUAAUACUAUUCUUCUCGUUUGUUGUCUUGGGCGCAACGAUAGCAGUGAUCGGUCCGACACUAUUGGACUUAAGACAAGCCGUAAACGCGGAUUCGCUGCAAAUUAGUGUCAUAUUUCCGAUCGGAUCCGUUGGUUACCUGUUAGGGUCCAUAGCCGGGGGCGUUGUUUACGAGCACUUUGACAGUCAACUAUCGAUUGCAUUCUUUGUCCUAAUUAUGACCGUUUGUAAUGUCGUUAUCCCAUGGAAUCGAUCGAUCAUUAGUCUGUCGGCCACUCAGUUCGUGAUGGGUUUGGGAGGUGGAGGUCUGGACACCGCCGGCAAUGUGUGGCUGCUGCACAUGUGGGGCAAAAAGUCAGCCCCUUUUAUGCAAGCUUUACACUUUACGUUUGGCCUAGGUGCUUUCAUCGCACCCCUCAUCGCAGAACCAUUCCUCUCAAACAAGAAGAAUAUCACCGAAAGCGGCGAAGAAGUGGAAGUACUGGUGGGCACCGCCUUUGAGGAUCUCAUGAUAUGGUGUCCCUACACCAUAAUCGCCGGCUUAGGACUCGCAACUAUCAUCUCACUCGUGAUCAUGUAUUUCAUCAAAAGCAGUGAUAAACCGCAUCCGAGUAUUCAGAACAACGAGUCGUUGAUUAUAAUGACAUUAAAGCAAAAAGUGUUGAUUUUGUUGAUCGCAUCCAUAAUAUUCCACUCGUAUUGCGGACUCGAGAUAGCCUUCGGACGGUUCAUGACUACAUUCGCUUUCUAUAGCGACCUCCACCUCAACAAAUCCAUCGGCGCUUACAUGACGUCCGUCUUUUGGGGCACUUUCACUCUCUGCCGACUCCUCACCAUAUUUAUCGUCGACUCCGUGGGCACUACUGCCAUGAUUUGGGCCGACAUUCUCAUUGUGAUGACCAGUAAUAUUGUUCUCAUUAUAUUCGAUUUGGUUACAUUGAGUCCACAAUUCGUGUCAGCCCUCCAUAAUCACCGCUAUUUCAGCGAUGAAAUGAAGACAGUUGUCCAGAAAUUAUCGACGGAUGGCGAGAAAAUACUAUUUAUUUUGGUUUGGUUUACGAGAUCCAGGAGUACUUGCGAUGAAAUAAUCCGAUUGUUAUGGGAAUCGGGACAGAAGGAGGCCUCACAACGACUCACCCAUUAUAACACAUCCAACGGGCACAUGGAGUUUAGGAUACAUCCGGAUAUUCCAUUACGGGAAUGCAAUGCACCGAUGAUCGGGAGUCUAUACUACCAAAUGAUGCGAAAGCCUCGGGGAAAGUGUAUUAUUAUAAACAAUGUGCCCAAAGAAGUCUAUAUGGAAACGGAUCGCUUUAAACACAUUUUUGAAAAACUUCACUUCAAAGUCAAGCCUUGUUUCGAUUGGACGGCUCAACAAAUUGAGGAAAAUCUACGCAAAUCCAGCGAAAAGAUGGUAAAGUCGGAUGCAUUCAUCCUAAUGAUUGUGAGCCACGGCCUGGAGGAGCAAAUCCUGGGCUCGGAUGCCUGCGAAGGGAUCAGAAUAUUAUCCGUCGAUCCCAACAAUACUGAAGCCCAACGACUAGUAAACACCGAUGUUAUUGACAUUAAGAGAAUCGUCGAUAUAUUUUCCGAUAAGAAUUGUCCGAUUCUGCGAAAUGUGCCCAAAAUAUUCUACUUCACGUGCUGUCGAAACUCGUUUGCCAACCAACUGAGUGAACAACAGAAACCUGUGGAGGAGUCCAAGAAUUUGGCGAAACCUUUCGUAGAAGUGGUCAGUCAUGAGAAGCGAUCGUUUCCUAACAUGAAGUCAUUGGACGAGCAAUGGGUUGACGACAAUAAAGACACUUUCAUCUGCUAUUCCUGUGCCGAAGGACAUAAAUCGUAUUACGACGAGAUGUUGGGGAUCACACACUUUGGACAGGCAUUGAGUCAUACGAUUGCUCAGUACGCCUGCGAAGAGACCUUGACAUCGAUAAUGAGCAGGACGUGCGAUUUUCUGCAGCAGUUCUUUGAGGAAACGGGUUGUUAUGCGCCGGAGUUCAGAGGCAAAGGCCUCAGAAGACAACUUUCCUUCAAUCCAUGAAUUUGUCUUUUAGUUCAUUGCAUUUAUAGA